Messenger RNA from Abrus precatorius (Indian licorice), 3683 nucleotides. RefSeq names its product polyadenylation and cleavage factor homolog 4. Gene Ontology annotation, biological process: termination of RNA polymerase II transcription. NCBI's taxonomy places the organism in Eukaryota, Viridiplantae, Streptophyta, Magnoliopsida, Fabales, Fabaceae. The record is from RefSeq and is a predicted model, not a curated record. The coding region runs from base 319 to 3216 and encodes 965 amino acids. Gene Ontology annotation, molecular function: mRNA binding; RNA polymerase II complex binding. Gene Ontology annotation, cellular component: mRNA cleavage factor complex; cytoplasm. The transcript is spliced from 7 exons.
GAUGCGGUGGCGUGCGUAGACGGGUCCUCUGAGUGCAGUUGCAUCCAUCGAAAGCGCAAAAGAAUAAAAGGGGUUUCAAAACUCGUCAAUUGCUGGACUGCUGCAUCUUGGCGUUCGGACAAUCAACGAUACUCACUCCUACGCCGUCCGAUUUAAACCACUCUCUCUCUCUCUCUCUCUCUCUCUCUAUGCCGCCACUUCCCACUUCCUUACAUUCUGUAACCACAACACGCUGACGCACCCUCUCAAUCCCAAUUUUCCCCAAACCAAAAAACCCUAACCCUAACUCCCCUCUAUCUGCGCAUUCGAGGCAUAUUUAUGUACUCUCAAAAUCUGAUACUCCCUCCUGAAAACCCUAGACCCGCUGCUUUUGCUUCAAAACCGAUGAACAAUGAGGUCGCAAUCGCGCAGAAACCACCCCCUUCGAUACUCGUUGGUCGCUUCAAGGCUCUUCUCAAACAACGCGACGACGAACUCAGGGUCUCUCCCAGCGCCCCCGUGCCGCAUCCAACCACCGACGAAAUCGUGCAGCUCUACGAGUUGCUGUUGUCGGAACUCACUUGCAAUUUGAAGCCCAUCAUCACCGAUCUCACCAUCAUUGCCGAACAGCAGAGGGAGCAUGCCAAGGGCAUCGCUGAUGCCAUAUGCGCUCGGAUUCUUGAGGUUCCUGCAGAUCAAAAGCUUCCUUCACUCUAUCUUUUGGACAGUAUCGUCAAGAAUUUUGGUCAGGAAUAUGUUAGAUACUUCGCUUUACGUCUGCCAGAAGUUUUCUCUGAGGCAUAUAGGCAGGUUCAGCCUAGUUUGCAUCCUGCUAUGCGCCAUCUUUUUGGUACCUGGUCAAAAGUCUUUCCACCUUCUGUCCUACGCAAGAUUGAAGCAGAGUUGCAGUUUUCUCAAGGAGUUAAUACUCAACCGUCCACCAUGAAUCCUGUCAGGGCAUCUGAAUCUCCUCGACCAAGUCAUGGCAUACAUGUUAAUCCGAAAUACUUGCGUCAGUUGGAGCACUCAACUGUGGAUAGUGUUGGUGGUGAAAAGUUGGAUUCAUCUGGAAAUGCUAGUAAUACGAAUUUUGGCCUUGUUGCUAGCAAGACGCAUCAAUUUUUAUCCAGCAGCAGCAGGCUUGGAUUAUCCUUGUCCCCUUCAAGAAUUGCACUUGAUAGGCCUAUGUCUUCAUCUAUAGAUGAAUAUGCAGCUGACAACUCUGCUGGCAGGAUAAUUGAUAGAGAGUCUCCUCAUUCCACUGUUGAUUAUGGAGUGGCCAAAGCAAAUGUAGAGUUGAGUGAAUGGCAGCGAAAACAGUACUCUGGUGAUGGUCGAAAUCGACUUCAAACUUCUACAUACAACCUUAAUAAUGGACAUCAGCGUCAAAAUCCUAGAGCUUUAAUUGAUGCAUAUGGCAGUGAUAAAAGCCAAGAAACUUCAAGCAGUAAGCCUUUGUUAGUUGAACGGCUGGAUAGAAAUGGUAUAGACAACAAGGUGUUGUCAACGUCAUGGCAGAAUACUGAAGAGGAGGAGUUUGACUGGGAAGACAUGAGUCCAACAUUAAUAGACCAUAGUAGGAAUAACAGUUUCUUGCCUUCAGGAGUUGGUUUCUCCAGGGAAAGGCCUGUUAUUGUUGCAACUAAUGCAAUUUCAUUAGAGCAGGAUACCAGGAAGGGUUGGUCUAGGGGAUCUCAUCCUCCUUCUGUAGAUGAUUCUUCUACUAUAGCAGAAGAUGCAUUUGUCUCCUCUGCUUAUGGUCGUGCACCCCCGGGUCAAGUAUCUGGAUUCCAAAAUCAAAUAAAGCAUAGUCUGGGAUCAGGUCAACCUCAUGAUGCUUGGAAGAUUUCUCACCAUCCGUCUAACUUUAAUACUAGGGGGCGAGUAAGGGGUCUUAUGAUACCUCCUAUUGAUAACAUUCGCAAUCAAGAUUCAAACCGAUAUCGGGUUCGACCUGUUGUGUCAAGGAUGGUUUCUGGUCUUGUAUCUAAUGCUGAGGCUCAUUCAUCAGUUUUGCCUGCAUCUUUUGAAAUAAGGCCUUCUGUAAAUGUGCAUGCCACUCGUCCUCCCACCUUAAAUCCAAUAUCUACAUUGCAAAAACAUGUGAGAAGUCCAUUUGAAGCAAUAAAUACUAGUAACCCUGUUGUGAACCAUGUUGUAAAUAAAUCUUCAUUCAUGCCUGAACUAUCAGUUGACAAUGUUGAGAACAAGGGUACAGGUACUUCAACGAUGCAUCAGUUGCCUAAUCAGCUUGCAGGACUGAUUACGUCCAAACAGCAAAAUCAUGGGCAAGUGCCACAACUGCAGUUUUUUCCAUCACAGGAUCCAUCAACCUCACAAUUUAAUCGUGGAAGUUCUUUGCAAGGACAUGGUGCUUCUAUAAGUACAGCCAUGUCAAAUCCAUUGCCUGGUAUACAAUUCCCUUUACGGGUGCCUAAUAUUGCAAAUAACCCUUUACAUUUACAGGGUGGAGCUCUUCCACCUUUACCUCCAGGUCGCCCUCCUACUCCAUCACAAAUGAUACCUCAUCCAAAUGCUAGUCCAUUUAUGUCAAGCCAACAACCAGCUGUUGGAUAUACUAAUUUAAUUAAUUCACUUAUGUCUCAAGGUGUAAUCUCAUUGGCUAACCAGCCUGCAAUGCAGGACUCUGUUGGAACUGAGUUCAAUCCAGAUAUUCUGAAGGUUCGUCAUGAGUCUGCAGUCAAUGCCUUAUAUGGUGAUCUCCCUAGACAGUGCACAACUUGUGGGCUCCGUUUCAAAUGCCAAGAGGAACACAGUAGUCAUAUGGAUUGGCAUGUGACUAAGAAUCGGAUGUCUAAAAGUCGUAAACAGAAGCCUUCUCGUAAGUGGUUUGUGAGUGACAGGAUGUGGCUUAGUGGUGCAGAGGCAUUGGGAACAGAAUCAGUUCCAGGUUUUUUGCCUACAGAAACCAUAGAAGAGAGUAAAGAUCAUGAAGAGUUGGCAGUGCCAGCAGAAGAGGACCAGAAUACAUGUGCAUUAUGUGGAGAGCCUUUUGAUGAGUUUUACAGUGAUGAAAUGGAGGAAUGGAUGUAUAAGGGAGCUGUCUACCUGUAUGCACCAACGGGAACAACAGCAGGCAUGGACAGGUCACAGUUAGGCCCCAUAAUUCACGCUAAAUGCAGAUCAGAAUCUAAUAUGCACCCCUCUGAAGAUCUUGGGCCGGAUGAAAGGGGUGCCGAUGAAGAGGGUUCUCAAAGAAAACGAAUACGAAGUUGACUAAAGUUGACCAGUUUUGUGCACUGUAACUUAUGAUUUUCCAAUAGUGUAUCUUCUUACAUAUUUUUUAAGAGUAGAGUUGAAUCUUGCAAUACCAUGGCCUCUUGUCAAAGUCGUGUACAUGUAUAGUUGGACUUUUAACAUGCAUAUUUUCAUGAAGCCAAAGGUUACAUUUUUAACUUACAUUAUUUCGUCCCCUGCAUUUUGUCCCCAAAUCAAAAAACUAAUAUUGGUACAUUAUUCAGAGUUUGUUAGUUUUGGGAUGGGGUGCAGGGUUUUAAACAAUGCAGCGAGACGCUAUCCGUUGAGUCAGUAGAUUACACCACAGUUGCUAUUAUCUAGCUGGUAAUUGAAUUGACAAUGGCCUUGUGUACUUCUGUUUGUAUUUUAUAAACAAUCAUGCAUUCAUGGAUAUGAACUGCAGAGAUUUGAUCUCUAUUUUUCUAACUCCAAGCAUUAUUUGUUAG